AUGGAGCCUGAGUCUCUCUACAACCUGCUGCAGCUCCCGAAGGACUUGGGACUGCACAUUGAGGAGGACCUCCCCCAGGGAGGAAAGAAGAAAUACUUGCCACCCGGCUCCCGGAAGGACCCCAAGUUUGAAGAACUGCAAAAGGUGUUGAUGGAGUGGAUAAACGCCACGCUUCUGCCCGAGCACAUUGUGGUCCGCAGCCUGGAGGAGGACAUGUUCGAUGGGCUCAUCCUGCAUCAUCUCUUCCAGAAGCUGGCGUCCCUCAAGUUGGAAGUGGAGGAAAUUGCCUUGACAGCCACCAGCCAACGGCGCAAGCUCACAGUGGUCCUGGGGGCUGUGAACCAGAGUCUGCAGGUGGAGGAGCAGCAGGUUCCAUGGAGUGUGGAGACUAUCUUCAGCAAGGACCUGCUGGCCACCUUGCAUCUCCUUGUGGCCCUGGCCAAGCGCUUCCAGCCCAGCCUGCCCCUCCCGACCAACGUCCAGGUGGAAGUGAUCACAAUUGAGAGCACCAAGAGCGGUCUGAAGUCAGAAAAGUCAGUGGAACAGCUGAACGAAAGCAACACAGACACGAACCAGCCUUCAAAUGAUAUCUUUGAUGAAUUAUUUAAACUGGAUCCAGAGAAAGUGAAUGCUGUGAAAAAGGCCAUCAUCAUGUUUGUCAACCAGAAGCUGGAUCGUCUGGGCCUCUCAGUACAGAGUCUGGACACUCAGUUUGCAGAUGGGGUCAUCUUACUCCUGUUGAUUGGUCAGUUGGAAGGUUUCUUCCUGCACCUGAAAGAAUUUUACCUCACUGCCAGGUCUCCUGCAGAAAUGCUGCACAAUGUCACCCUGGCCCUGGAACUGCUGAAGGACAAAGACCUGCUCAAUUACCCUGUCAGCCCUGAAGAUAUUGUGAACAAGGAUGCCAAAAGCACCCUACGCGUGCUCUACACCCUGUUCCAAAGGCACAAGCGAAGAGAGAGUGCUGGGGGCGUGUCUCAAGGAGCUCCGAAUUAA
This is a messenger RNA of Chrysochloris asiatica (Cape golden mole), 996 nucleotides long. RefSeq names its product parvin, gamma (gene PARVG). Lineage: Eukaryota; Metazoa; Chordata; Mammalia; Afrosoricida; Chrysochloridae. The transcript is spliced from 12 exons. Bases 1 to 996 code for a protein of 331 amino acids. Gene Ontology annotation, molecular function: actin binding. The record is from RefSeq and is a predicted model, not a curated record. Gene Ontology annotation, biological process: substrate adhesion-dependent cell spreading; actin cytoskeleton organization; cell projection assembly. Gene Ontology annotation, cellular component: cytoplasm; focal adhesion; actin cytoskeleton.